AUGCUGAUCCCUAAGGCAGACCGCAAGGCCAUUYACGAGUAUUUGUUCAAGGAGGGUGUGCUCGUCGCCAAGAAGGACUUCAACCUGCCCAAGCAUGGCGAGAUUGACACCAAGAACCUCUACGUGAUCAAGGCCUGCCAGUCGCUUACCUCGCGCGGCUACCUCAAGACCCAGUUCUCGUGGCAGUGGUACUACUACACCCUCACCCCAGAGGGUCUCGACUACCUCCGCGAAUGGCUCCACCUCCCAGCCGAGAUCGUUCCCCAGACCCACGUCAAGCAGCAGCGCAGCCACGCCCCACCGCGCGGCAUGCUCGGUGCUGAUGGCCGCGAGGAGCGCCGUGGAGGCGGCCGUGGUGGUCCUCGUGGUGACCGUGAGGGCGGAUACCGUCGUCGUGAGGGUGGAUUCGGUGGUGAGGGCAAGGAGGGCGGUGGCGCUCCAGGCAGCUUCAACCCCGAGUUCCGUGGCGAGCAGCGUGGUGGAUUCGGUCGUGGCCGUGGUGCCGCUCCUCCUUCGUCCUAG
Ramularia collo-cygni is the source of this 522-nucleotide messenger RNA. Its product is annotated as probable 40s ribosomal protein s10-b. NCBI's taxonomy places the organism in Eukaryota, Fungi, Ascomycota, Dothideomycetes, Mycosphaerellales, Mycosphaerellaceae. Gene Ontology annotation, cellular component: cytosolic small ribosomal subunit. The coding region runs from base 1 to 522 and encodes 173 amino acids. The record is from RefSeq and is a predicted model, not a curated record. The transcript has 3 exons. Gene Ontology annotation, molecular function: RNA binding; structural constituent of ribosome.